AUGGAAUCCAUUUUCCACUUUAUCAACUCGGUUUCUGCUGCUGUUCCUAAACGACUUGAGCAACAAGAUGUAAAGAAGGUGAUCAGUGUCAGUGCUGCUAUUGCCGUUCUAUAUACUGCUUACAAAAUGGUGUCAAACAACUCAAAGAAGAGAGCUGCUCAGAAGCAAGACCUCAAAGAAAUACCUGUUCCAGGUGGAUCUUAUCCUAUCGUUGGGCAUUUGCUGUCGUUGGGAUCCAAUCCAAGCAAGACGAUUUCAAAAUGGCAUCAGGAACUGGGCCCAGUCCUCAAUAUCCACAUGGGCGCACUACAGGAAAUUCUUCAAAAGUAUUCAUCGCAUUACUACAGUAUAGAUGGUUUAGGUACCGUAUUUGCUCAACCUGGACCAAGCUGGCGGGAAGCAGGAGCCGUAGUUGCAUCUGCAUUGUCGCCCAAAUGGAUUGAUACCAAAUACAUGGGUCUGGUUGAAGAAGAAGCAAUCAAGUUGGUCGAUAGAUUGAUUGCGUACUCCGAGGCUGAAAACGGCGUUAAUCCCAACAAGCAUUUGCACUUGAACUCUUUGAACAUUGUAUUCAGUAUUGGGUUUGGAAAAAGAUACAAAAAGAUUGAAGAUCCCGAGUUUUCUCAUGUAUCUGACUGUAUCGUACGUUCAAUCAUGCUGGGAUCUUUAGAGAAUGACUUGGCCAGCUUUAUUCCUGGUUACUGUAUUACUGACUCCCUUGCUGGAUCAGAGACCGUCAUGCGUAACUUUAUUGAAAACGAAAGGAAUCCUAGAUACCGUGCAUUGAUGGCAGAAGGUAUGACAAGAGAAGGCCCCAAUGUAGUGAAAUCGCUGGAAGAGUUUACUAUCACAGCCGAUGAAAAGCUUGUUAUUAUGUGCAAGAUGGCUGAUCUUACUCAAGUACAAUGCAUAAUGCAUAUUGACACAUCUAAACUUAUGUAG
This is a messenger RNA of Mucor velutinosus, 942 nucleotides long. RefSeq lists its product as uncharacterized. Bases 1 to 942 code for a protein of 313 amino acids. Gene Ontology annotation, molecular function: monooxygenase activity; iron ion binding; heme binding. The record is from RefSeq and is a predicted model, not a curated record. The transcript has 3 exons. Lineage: Eukaryota; Fungi; Mucoromycota; Mucoromycetes; Mucorales; Mucoraceae.